GGAGGAGGCCGGCGGCGGCGAAGGAGGAGAAGGCCCUCGGGAGGAAAAGCUGAGGUUUCUCGUAGUUGGGAUCCCCCUCCCAAAAACAACCUUCGGAAGGACUGAGCAGACCUUUCCUGGGAACCCAUGAACGGCUGGGACAGAGUACCAUAAUGACAGAAGAAGCUUGCCGGACGCGAAGUCAGAAGCGAGCCCUCGAGCGGGAGAUCACCCAGAACGACGUGGACUGCAAGAAGAUGAAGAUGGACAAGGGGCUCCUGGGGGCCCCCGAGGCCAACACGGAAGGGGGAGACCUCAAGGUGAAGAGCGAACCCACAUCUGGGAGAGUCCAGGGAUUGUUAAAAGGAGGGGAGAUGAAAGCCACGAUCAAAGUGGAGGUGCAGACGGGAGACGAGCCGGUGGACAUGAGCACCUCAAAAAGCGACAUCAAGCGAGAGAGGAGGGUCCCUUCGCCCGAUGUAAUAGUACUAUCGGACAACGAGCCAUCGAGCCCAAGAAUGAAUGGAUUGACGAAAAUCCCGUUAAAGGAGACCAGCACAGAGGUGCUGAUGAAGAGCAGCCCCGAGGAGCGGGAGCAGAUGAUCAAGCAGCUGAAGGAGGAGCUACGGUUAGAGGAGGCGAAACUCGUCCUGCUGAAGAAACUGCGGCAGAGUCAGAUACAGAAGGAGACGACGGCUCAGAAGCCCACUGGCUCCUCAGGAAAUGCCGUGGCGACUCCUCCACCGCUGGUGCGAGGGACGCAGAGCAUCACCUCCAGCAAGUCAGCCCUCCUCCAGAAUUCCUCACGUAUUCCUGGGACUGUUAUUCCUCCCCCGUUGAUCCGCGGAGGACAGCAGGCAUCUUCGAAGCUGGGCUCUCAGCAGAACACGCAGAUAGUCAUGCCUCCUCUGGUGAGAGGAGCACAGCCCAUCUCUGUGUCUCCCCAGCAAAUCCACAACAUCCGCCAGCACUCCAGCUCGGGGCCCCCUCCCCUGCUCCUGGCCCCGCGGGCGUCCGUCCCCAGCGUGCAGAUCCAGGGCCAGCGCAUCAUUCAGCAGGGCCUCAUCCGCGUCGCCAACGUCCCCAACGCAAGCCUCCUGGUCAACAUCCCACAGGCCUCGCCAACUUCGCUCAAAGGUACGGCCGUGACGGCAGCCCAGGUGAACGCAGCAGCCACUGCCACCAGUGUAGCUUCCAUCAUCAACUCCAAUGACUCCCCCGCCAGCCGCCAAGCGGCCGCCAAGCUGGCGCUGCGGAAGCAGCUGGAGAAGACGCUGCUGGAGAUCCCUCCACCCAAGCCGCCGGCCCCCGAGAUGAACUUCCUGCCCAGCGCGGCCAACAACGAGUUCAUCUACCUGGUGGGCUUGGAGGAGGUGGUGCAGAACCUCCUGGAAGCUCAAGGCAAGGUUUCUGCUGCCCCUUCCUCUCAGGACCCCUACACGUGCGUCCAGUGCAAGACGGACUUCACCUGCCGGUGGCGGGAGGAGAAGAGCGGCUCCAUCAUGUGCGAGACAUGCAUGUCCUCGAACCAGAAGAAGGCGCUGAAAGCCGAGCACACCAGCCGGCUGAAGGCCGCCUUCGUCAAGGCCCUCCAGCAGGAGCAGGAGAUUGAGCAGCGGAUACUGCAGCAGGCAGCCUCCCCCGUCCAGACCAAACCCGAGCAGAUCGCACAGCAGCAUCACUCGCUCAAGCAGGCCUCCAGCCAGCUUCCCCGCAGCGCCAGCACCCCCCGCGGAGUGUUGCAUGCAUUUAGCCCGUCGCCCAAGUUGCAGAACGCCGCCUCCAGUGUGGCCGUGCUUGGCGGCAGGCAAGGUAAGCGUGCUCAGAGACCCGUCGGCAAAGGAAGUGCUUGCUCUUGGAAGAAGACUCUCGUCAACGCAGGUGGGACGCUGAACUUUGUCAACCCUAGUCUCGCUGUGCAUAAAACCGCCGCCUCGGCCGUGGACCGCCAGCGCGAGUACCUCCUGGACAUGAUCCCCCCGCGAUCCAUCUCUCAGUCUGCCACGUGGAAAUAACGCAGGAACCUCCGCCUUGAGUGGAAGACUUCUCCCUUUUUCUUCUCGCCCCCCCCCCCCGUUUCCCCACCCACCCUCCCCC
Messenger RNA from Lacerta agilis (Sand lizard), 2076 nucleotides. It is a transcript of the gene GATAD2A, whose product is annotated as GATA zinc finger domain containing 2A. Gene Ontology annotation, molecular function: sequence-specific DNA binding. Gene Ontology annotation, biological process: negative regulation of transcription by RNA polymerase II. The transcript is spliced from 12 exons. Bases 153 to 1994 code for a protein of 613 amino acids. The record is from RefSeq and is a predicted model, not a curated record. Gene Ontology annotation, cellular component: NuRD complex. Lineage: Eukaryota; Metazoa; Chordata; Lepidosauria; Squamata; Lacertidae.